AUGAAGGCGUUUGAGCUUAUUAAGGGCUAUUGGGCGCCUGAGCAGUCGUUUAGCUUCAAAUGUGCCGCGGCGCCGAUUCGCUGUGCCGAGGCGAUGGUUCUCGAGUGGAUGGCGGAGCCUCGUGUGGGCGUGCUCAUGGACCUGGGGAGGAUCAGAUCGCGCCUGCCUGCCAUUCUGGCCGCUACGGAUGCCCCUACAGCUGCACCUGCCCCUACAACAGCUGCUACCGGCGCUGCUUCUAGUGGCACGUGGGCGAGUCGCUGGGCUGCCUACCGCCGUGCUGUCAGCUUCGCUGCCUUCCUGGUGCUUGUGGCGAGGUGCCCGCGUGUUGUGAACCUGAAGAGGGUGUCUAUGUGUAAAAACUCCUCAGCUUAUUCCGCUAUCCUGGCCAAUCUGGGGGCGGGCAGGCAGGCAGAGAAUGACUGCUUGGCUUCCGUGCUGGUGCAGGUGCUGGGGUUGAAGGAGAACGCUGAUCUGCAGGAAGGGUUUGGGUUCUUCGUGCAACAUCUGCUGUCAGGCGGGCUGGAGAAGGCGCAUGCAGAGAGGAGGGGGAAGGGGGGAGCCGGACGGAAGGCUGGUGAGAAGGCGCAGGGGAGGGGGAAGGGGAAAUCCUUGAUGGAGGGUGCUGACAAUGGAGCUGCUGCUGGGGAUGGCGGCAGAGAAGGGAAGAAUGGGCAAUGGAGGGAGAAUCUGAAGGGUCCUGUAUGGGAGGGGUAUGUGGAUGGCAUGGCUUGGAUUCUGCAGCAUGGAGGGGGGGAAGGGAGGGAGUUCCGGUGCAGUCACUGCAGUGAGGGGGGCAGCAGCAGCAGUGGUGGUAGCGUUACUAGCGUGCAGGCGAAUGAUAUUCUCAAGGGCAUGUAUGUGAGUGGGGUAGGCGCUACAGAGUUCGCCCUUGCGUUUGCGACAGAGCUGUCUAAGCCAGAGAACUGUGCAGAUGCGGGUAUGUACAUAUUUGAUGGGAACAACGCAAAUAAGUGCAUUCAUUGCAUGCGCGGCUACACCUACUUCAUCCCUUCCAUCGCCCUCAUCGUCAAGUUCGCCUACCGCCCCUUCGACGUCCUUUUCAACCGCUUUGUAUCGGUCUUCCCGCCCCACUCCUCUGGAUUCAGCUCACUUUUGCAAUUUAUGCGGUUGCCACCGCUACCCCCACGCCCGUCAGCGCAGAUCAACCUCGCAAGGAUGCGCGGUGAGAUAGAGGAGCUGCGCAUUCCCUUCCUGCUGCUCGUGGCCUUCAUGUGGCCGGCUUCCAUUCUGGACAUGGAACAGUUUGAGAGUAAACGGGAGUCGGAGGGGGACGGGCUUCGGGUAAAGACGAAGGUUGAGACGGGGAGGAAGAAAGGGAAGGCUCGGAGAGGGAUGGGAAGGGAAGGGGAGGAGGAGGGGGUUGAGGAGGAAGAGGAUGAUGGGGAGGUGUGGGAGGAGUUGCAGUCGUGGUGCUUCGCCGCGACGGUUGCCUGGCCAUCCAGCUUGCGUGUCAUGUUCAGUAAUCCCGAUGUUGAAUCCGCAGGUUCAGGUCUGAGUGAUGUGUGUAUGGGCAGUGAGGGGCGGCAGAAGAGGAUGGACGUGAAGAAGAGGGUUGCUAAGAUGUUCAGAUCACUUGAGGGCAAGGGGCUGAUGAAAAGAGUGCAACGCCAGGGUGGUGCUGCAGAGAGCAGCAGCACUAGCAGCAGCAGCAGCACUGAUGUAGUACUGGGGAGCUACGUUGCCAAAUACGCUCUGGGCAAUCCCAAGCUUUGUAAGUUUUGUGGCUUCAAGUUUGAGGGCGGAACCGCUCGCUGCGCAGUUCACCUCGCCAAAUGGAAAGGGCAAGAUGGACGCCCUGUCAGGCUUUGCAAGGACGUGUCCCCGAAAGUCCGUGAAGAAGUGCGUGCCAUGUACGAAAACAAGGAGGAAAACAAGAGCAUGAAACGAGGGGCGGCUGCUGCAGCACUCGACUCCGUGCUGGGCGCGGUCACUGCUUGUGCGGAGAAGAAGGGGAAGAUAACAGAAUUAUUCGGCGACGAGGCAACGUGCGCCAAGGAGGACGCGGAUAACGCGCUUUGCCUAAUGAUCUCGGCGCUGAAGCUUCCAGAGCGCAUCGUGGAUGAUCCGGUCUUCCGCUACGCGGUCCAGUGCUUUGCGCGCGCGGGACCGGGGUAUGUUCCCCCCAAGAGGGGCUACGUUGGAGGGGCGGGCUUGAAGAAAGUGCGGCAGAAAAUGGAGGCAGCGCUCGCCCCCGUUGCCGCGAGCUGGAAGCGGGACGGUGUCACCGUGUCGUCGGACAUGAUGACCGACCGUUGUGGCCGCCCGCAGGCCAACAUACUCCUUGUCAACGACUCCGGCGCAGUUUUCGAGCAGGCCGUGGACUGCAACAUGGAGUCGAAGACGGGGGGGUACAUCGCCAGCCUUCUCCGCCCCGUCAUUGAUAAGGUGGGGCCGGAGAAUGUGGUGGCGGUCUGCACCGAUGGCGGCAGCAACUAUGCAUCGGCAGCGCGGAAGAUUGCAGGCACAUGGCCGCACAUUGAGCAUGUGCCAUGUGCCACGCAUGUCCUGGACCUGUUAAUGGAAGAUGUGGGCAAAAUGGGAUGGGCGAAGGGGCUUGUGGAGAAAGGAGGGGAGAUGAUUACCUUCGUGCGCAACCACCACUUCACCCGUGCCUAUAUGAAGAAAGUGGGGGGGAAGCAGGUGCUCAAGCCUGCGGGAACCAGGUUCGGGACACAAUACAUAGCCAUGGCCCGGCUAUGUGAGGUGAGGAGUGGGCUGGCGGCGAUGGUGCUCAGCGACGAGUGGAAGGUGUGGGCAGCGGGGGACAAGGAUAGGAAGACUGCAGCCGAGAAAUUCAGGGCUGCUGUGAUGGAUGAGGAGUGGUGGGGGGUGGCGGAGUUCUUUUCCUCUCUCAUGGCGGUGCCAUUCAAGGCCAUGCGGGCCACGGACUCUUCCGCGAAAGGCAUGAUGGAUAAGCUGCAUGACAUUAUGCUACAGCUUACCGAGGACAUCAAUGACAAGCUCGACGCUUCAGGCGACUUCUUAACUCGGACAGAGAGGGCAGACAUCACCAAGAUUGUGAAGGACAGGUGGGACAACUCCCUUGCCUGCCCCAUGCAUGUGGUUGGCCGGAUCCUGAAUCCGGCCAACCAGGAGGAGGGAAUUUUCAGGAACGAUGUGGAGUGCACGAGGGUGUUCAAGGACUACAUCGAGCGCCACUAUGACCACGUCACCUUCAGGCGCGGCAAGGAUGGUGCCCCUCGCCGCGCCUCCCUUGUGCUGCAGGAGGCAUUGCUGGCCUACAUCAACUUGGAGGGCAGUUUUGGCAAGCUGAGCGCCAUAGCUGCAAGGGAGGCGGUGAAGAAAGGGGAGAUGAGCAUGGUGCAGUGGUGGUCGUGGCACAGCACCGAGUACCCUGAGCUUGCCACCCUCGCAUGCCGGAUUCUCACUCAGCCCGUCUCAGCUUCUUCAUGCGAACGUGGCUGGGCGCAGUGGGAAGACGUCCACACCGCCCGCCGCAACCGCCUCGGGUCCGCCAAGUGUGCGGACCUGGUUUACAUUGCGCACAACUGGAACGUUGUGCGCAAUUGGUACAACAAGGAUGGGGCCAGCACGGUUGUGCCCGGGAACAUUCCGGAUGCCCCUAUCCCCCGCGGCUACAACAUGGACGAGGAGGAGGAGGAUGACCUGCUGGGGGGGGAAGGAGAUGAUGCAGUGCUGGCGGAUGAUGCUGGUGGUGCUGGUGCUGGUGCCAGUGCUGGUGGUGCUGGUGCUGGUGCCAGUGCUGGUGGUGCUGGUGCUGGUGCCAGUGCUGGUGGUGCUGGUGCUGGUGCCAGUGCUGUUGCCAGUGGUGGUGGUGCUGGCGUUGGCGAUGGUGAUAGUGAUGGUGUUGUUGUUGUUACUGGUGGUGGUGAUGAUGGUGCUCGUGGUGCUGGCGAUGGUGCUGGUGCUGCUGCUGGUGCUGCUGGUGAUGGAGGCAAGUGCAUUGGGAAAAAACGCAAGAAGGGGGAGCUGCCGGCUCACCUGAAGCCAUGGCCGGGGGGAGUAAAUCUGGUGGCAUGUUUGCGAGAGAUGCUGCUGGGGGAGCCGUGCUACCGCCCUUCCUCCCCCGCUGCCCCUUCCGCUGCUCCUACUGUUGUGAACACCACUGCUUCAGCGCCAAGCACAGCUUCUUCGGCCUCUUCCACCCCUGCUGCAGCAACUAAUGCUGUUGCCCCAAGCGCUUCUGCAGCGACAGGCACUGCAGCUGCAGCUGCACCCGUUGAGGAUGCAGAGGCCAGUGGUCCCGAUGCUUGCAGGGAGAGUAGGUGCGGUGCUGCGGGGUGUGGGAGGGUGGAGGGUGGUGGUGGUGUGAAGCUGAGGAGCUGCGGUGGGUGUGGCAAGGUGGCGUAUUGCAGCAGAGAGUGCCAAAAGGCGCACUGGCCCUCCCACAAGCUCACAUGCCCGGGCAGGACCAGCGGCCGGGGUGGUGGCAGCAGCAGUGGCAAGGUGGGUGACAAGAUUGUUGGGUAG
This is a messenger RNA of Closterium sp. Naga37s-1, 4476 nucleotides long. NCBI's taxonomy places the organism in Eukaryota, Viridiplantae, Streptophyta, Zygnematophyceae, Desmidiales, Closteriaceae. The record is from the annotation of a GenBank genome assembly.